AUGAAGACCCUCAGAUUUCAACUAUAUCGCGUUUGGGUAUUCUUCGGCCGCUUAGCUGAUAAAGCAAAAGGGAAAGAGACAGAGAAAAAUGGACAACUCUCGCAAGCGUCAGAUCGUGACUCAGAAUGGGAUACCAUCAACGGGCCUAAAGCCGAAGAUUCCCUUUCAUCUGAGGACAGACACCAGCCAGAAGGACGGUUGGAACCAGCUCUUCACCGGCUAAAUGACGAUGUACUUUACUAUCUUGCCAAUUAUAUCCUGUCUCUUGACGAUACAGUUGCCUUUGCACUUACCUGCAGAGCAGCCUAUAAAGCCAUCGGUGGGAGAAGAGUUCUACAAAUGCUCAACAAGGAGCCUGCCUGGUACCGUGCCAGAUUUCUCGAGCGCCUGGAAUUCGACUUCCCGAAACACGUCCUUUGCUAUGAAUGCGACAUGCAAAAGAUUGCUAAUCACUAUAGAUUAGGCCCUCUCUACGGACGAAAUGAGCUUUAUCUAGUACCCCAGGCGCCCUAUUUUAGGAGGGACAUAGAAAGAAAGAUCGCACAUGCUCACGGCUUCAAUGAAGAGAAGCUAGCACGGGAAAUGCUUCCGCUAUGUUAUCGAUGUGAGAUUUGUGGUGCUGAGCGGCAAUUCACUAUUACCUACUUAGCAUCAAAGCCUGGGUAUGCGGUUAUUCGAAGUGCUAUGUGGGAAAGCGUAGGACAUUGCGAGAACUCUGUCAACGGGCAAUGGGAGCACAUCUGCUCCAGCGGAAGUCCAGCAACCGUUCUCCCGUUUCUCAGCAUUAGCCAGUCAGAGUUGAUUCACCAGCGUGCCUGUAUUGAGGAGAUACCUGGUAAUUUUGCGCAGAGGCUCAAUGAUGAAGUUGUCCAGAAACUGACUUAUUGA
Molecule: messenger RNA, 888 nt
Organism: Trichophyton verrucosum HKI 0517
Lineage: Eukaryota; Fungi; Ascomycota; Eurotiomycetes; Onygenales; Arthrodermataceae
Exons: 3
Coding region: 1-888 (295 amino acids)
Source: RefSeq, a predicted model, not a curated record